Messenger RNA from Bombyx mori (domestic silkworm), 3145 nucleotides. RefSeq names its product facilitated trehalose transporter Tret1. Gene Ontology annotation, molecular function: transmembrane transporter activity. Gene Ontology annotation, biological process: transmembrane transport. Gene Ontology annotation, cellular component: membrane. Lineage: Eukaryota; Metazoa; Arthropoda; Insecta; Lepidoptera; Bombycidae. The coding region runs from base 1644 to 3107 and encodes 487 amino acids. The record is from RefSeq and is a predicted model, not a curated record. The transcript is spliced from 4 exons.
AGCGGCUUGGCUCUGCCCCUGGCAUUGCUGAAGUCCAUGGGCGACGGUAACCACUCACCAUCAGGUGGGCCGUAUGCUCGUCUGCCUACAAGGGCAAUAAAAAAAAACCUUGAGACAUAAGUUCUAAGGUCUCAGUAUAGUUAUAACGGCUACCCCACCCUUCAAACCGAAACGCAUUACUGCUUCACGGCAGAAAUAGGCAGGGUGGUGGUACCUACCUGUGCGGACUCACAAGAGGUCCUACCACCAGUAACAAAUAAAAAUCAUUUGUCUCUUUCGGAUGUCGCUUACCAAAUGUAAUUUCUAUUUCAUAACCUCUGAAAUCGCAACGAUGCCAAGGAUUCCUAUACCCAUAAGUUCUGUAAAAGAACUAACCAAAGUUAAUAUUUUUCUAAAUUUUUAAAUUUAACCUGUAAAACAAAUGCGUUAUGUUACAAUUGAUAUAUCUUUGUGUUUUAAAUAACACAAGGCCUCAUUUUCCAGAACAAAUUAACGUAUCGGCUUUUGAAUAAAAUAUGAGUUUCCGUUGAGAUGUAUUGUUUUGUGUUCUAAAGUCAUAAAUAUUUUGAUACAGCCGUGUAUUUACGAGGAAAAUUAUCAGUCAUUCUGCCGCCAUCUUCUUUGGUUCGCGCGAAGUGUGGAGCGAUAGUUUUAAAGAAAGAAAAGAGUAAAUGUCAAAGAUUGAUGUCGUGUGUUUGCAUAGCCGAUAAUAUUGUUGUUUUUUUUUUUGUAUUUCAAAUAACCAAUAAAUGUGUGAGUAUCAUUAACGUUCAUAAAAGAUUUGGUUCAUAAAAGAAGUUGUUUAUUAUCUAAACCAGUGGUCGGUAAGCCGCGGUUUUUCGACUCAUCGGACUCUUCAUUGCUUAGGUGGGUGGACUAGUUCACGGCCUACCUGAUGUUAAGUGGUUAUCGGAGCCCAAAGAUAUCUACAACGUAAAUGCCGACCACCUUGAGACAUGAGUUGUAAGGUCUCAGUAUAGUUACAACGGCUGCCCCACCCUUUAAACCGAAAAGCAUUACUGCUUCACGACAGAAAUAGGCGGGGUGGUGGUAUCUACUCGUGCGGACUCACAAGACGUCCUACCACAAGUAAUUACGCAAAUUAUAAUUUUGCGGGUUUGAUUUUUAUUACACGAUGUUAUUCCUUCACCGUGGAAGUCAAUCGUGAACAUUUGUUGAGUACUUAUUUCAUUAGAAAAAUUGGUACCCGCCUGCGGGAUUCGAACACCGGUGCACCGCUACAUACUAAUGCACCGGACGUCUUAUCGAAAAUCGUUAGGUUUGACUUCGCGGAUUCUACAAAUCCAUUAUCAGGAAAUUCGAUUCUAAUCGUCCAUUCGAUUUCAUUCAUACAGACAUGACUUCGGCAGUUUCGCAAAAGAUUUGGCUGUUUGACCCAAUACACUGAUUGUGUUGACUUGAUAACUCGUUACAAAUCAGUGAACACCGGUUGCACGCACGAAAAACUGUCACGUUCCGCCCGAGCAUGAGUGUGCGAGCAAGAACGCACAGCAAGCGAUAGAGAGGCACGAUGGGCCCGAGCGUUAAUUUACCAAAAAAAAAGUUCAAUUAACUUGUUUGUAUUGUACAAAUCAAUGAUAAUUCAGUGAUAAUAAUUCAAUUCAAUUUAUAAAACCAACGGUAUGAAGGAUUAUUAUCACAGAGUCGUAUCUAAUGAGGGAGAUGAUGAUGAUGAUGAUGAGGGAAACAAGUACAGACCGCUGUUGAGGCAGAUCCUCAUAACGAGCCCCGCCUGGAUGUUGCUGUUCGCUACAGGCUUUUCAUUCGGCGCUCCGACCGUGUUCAUACCUCAAAUUCGGAAGGAAAAGAAUUCGACCGAAGCGAUCAGUGACGAAAUGGCUUCGUGGCUAUCUUCCGUGUUCGGAUAUAGCUCUCUGCCGUGGAUCAUCGUUAUCUGCUACGCCAUUACGCGCUUAGGAAGAAAGAUUCCUUUCAUGUUCGUCUCCAUAAACACGUUCGUCUUCAACGUCAUCUUAUAUUUCAGCACUAGCAACACCCAAAUGUUAAUUAGCGAGAUACUACAGGGCAUGAAUCACGGCGCCAACUUAACUUUGACUAUAAUAAUACUGUCCGAAUACACUUCGCCGAAAUACAGAGGUGUCUUCUUAACAAUAAAAUCCGCCACCUUCUAUUGGGGUGUGUGGUGCGCGAACGCAAUUGGAACAUUCCUCCAUUGGAAAUAUAUUCCGUUGACAGCCAUCGUGUUGAUAUUAUACAAUUUCGUCUCGUUUUUGUGGCCGGAGUCGCCUCACUGGUUGGCCAGCGAAGGUAGGUUCGAGGAAUGCGCCCGAUCAUACUUCUGGUUGAUGGGUAAAAACGAGUCAACGAUACAAGAAUUGGAGAGACUCGUUAAUUCGCAAAAAGAAUGCAUUAAAAAUCGUAGGACGUUCGAUAGGCACAGAAUAUUCGAGAUCUUGACCGCGAAGCUGUUUUACAAACCGACAUUAGUGUGUAUAGUUAUGAUGCUGCAAUAUAAUUUCACCGGUAAAAUCGUGUGUGCAAUGUACGCCAUUGAUAUCAUAAAACGCAUAACUGGAAGCGAAUCGACCGCGUAUUACGUGAUGCUGCUACUAGAUGGGGUUACUGUAUUGGGCAUGUACUUCGGUUGUUUUUUAACGAGAGUGGUCAAGCGACGCUCUUUACUAAUGACCUCGGGCACGACAAGUGUAAUAUUUUUAUGCAUCCUAUCCUUGUAUUUGUAUUUAAUAAAUUUAGCGUUUAUAAACGAAUCUAGAUUUGUAACUAUAGGUUUGUUAGUCGGAUUCUCGUUGAGCGUUAGCAUUGGACCGGUGAUUUUGUUAAUAUCAACGCACGCUGAGCUGACGCCAUUAAAAUACAAAAGUCAUUGUAUGGCCGUUGCCGCGAUUUCAUACAAUAUCGUCUCCGGUACAUUAUUGAAAAUGUCGCCGUAUAUCUUUUUGGCUUUCGGGAUGCACGGUACGUUUUUAUUUUACGGUCUCACUUCGGGAUCCUGUCUAUUGAUACUUUACUUCUGUUUACCGGAAACAAAAGACAAAACCCUGCAGGAAAUCGAAGAUUAUUUCGAAGGUGAAGAAAAAAAAACGUGUAAUUCAAGUUUAAUUUAAUCAUUACGUAAUAAAUUAAUAAAAACGUGCGAAAAUUA